Messenger RNA from Heterocephalus glaber (naked mole-rat), 5955 nucleotides. RefSeq names its product anoctamin 6 (gene Ano6). Gene Ontology annotation, biological process: calcium activated phosphatidylserine scrambling; calcium activated phosphatidylcholine scrambling; chloride transmembrane transport. Gene Ontology annotation, molecular function: protein dimerization activity; chloride channel activity. Gene Ontology annotation, cellular component: plasma membrane. The record is from RefSeq and is a predicted model, not a curated record. Lineage: Eukaryota; Metazoa; Chordata; Mammalia; Rodentia; Bathyergidae.
CACUGGGCAUGCUCAGAGGCCGCCCGACGCAGGGCUUCCCCGAGCGCCACUGACACGCGCCGCACUCCCAGUCAGGGCGUCCGCCCCGGCUCCCCGAGAACUGUUCCUUUCCGGGACCCCAGAGUCCCCAACUUCCCGCCAAGUUCGGAGCCACCUUGGGGGGAAACAUGCAAAUGAUGACCAGGAACGUUCUGCUAGACCUGGAAGAGGAGGAGGACGACGAGGAGGAUGGGGAUAUCGUGUUGGAAAACUUGGAGCAGACAAUUGUCUCUAAUUGCGGAUCACUGGAAAAUCAACAGGAUUUCCGAGCCCCAGAGUUUGAAGAAUUUAAUGGAAAACCCGACUCCCUCUUUUUUAAUGAUGGCCAGCGAAGAAUUGACUUUGUUCUAGUGUAUGAAGAUGAAAAGAGAAAGGAGACCAAUAAAAAGGGUACAAAUGAAAAACAACGGAGAAAAAGACAAGCAUAUGAAUCUAACCUCAUCUGCAAAGGCCUGGAGCUAGAAGCAACAAGAUCAGUUUUGGAUGACAAUCUUGUAUUUGUAAAAGUACAUGCGCCGUGGGAAGUGUUAUGUACAUAUGCUGAGCUAAUGCACAUCAAAUUGCCUCUGAAACCCAAUGAUCUGAAAACCCGGUCCUCAGCCUUCCACCACCUCAACUGGUUCACUAAAGUCCUCAGUGUGGAUGAAAAUAUGAUCAAGCCAGAGCAAGAGUUUUUCACUGCACCUUUUGAAAAGAACCGCAUGAAUGAUUUUUACAUUGUUGAUAGAGAUUCGUUCUUCAAUCCAGCCACCAGAAGCCGCAUUGUUUACUUCAUCCUCUCUCGGGUCACGUAUCAAGUGAUAAACAACGUUAGCAAGUUUGGGAUUAACAGACUUGUAAGUUCUGGAAUCUACAAGGCAGCAUUCCCUCUCCAUGAUUGCAAAUUUGGCCAACCAUCAGAAGAUCCCAGCUGCCCUAAUGAACGAUUCCUUCUGUAUCGGGAGUGGGCUCAUCCUCGGAGCAUAUACAAGAAGCAGCCCUUGGAUCUUAUCAGGAAAUAUUAUGGAGAGAAGAUUGGAAUCUAUUUUGCUUGGCUGGGCUAUUACACUCAGAUGCUCCUCUUGGCAGCAGUCGUGGGGAUGGCCUGCUUUCUCUACGGAUAUCUUAAUCAGGAUAAUUGUACAUGGAGCAAAGAAGUUUGUGAUCCGGAUAUUGGUGGCAAUAUCAUAAUGUGUCCUCAGUGUGAUAAGCUUUGUCCAUUUUGGAAGCUCAAUAUUACUUGCGAGUCCUCAAAGAAAUUGUGCAUCUUUGACAGUUUUGGAACCCUAGUCUUUGCAGUAUUUAUGGGAAUAUGGGUUACGUUGUUUCUGGAGUUCUGGAAGCGGCGCCAGGCAGAACUUGAGUAUGAGUGGGACACGGUUGAGUUACAGCAGGAAGAACAAGCCCGACCAGAGUACGAAGCCCAGUGUAAUCACGUGGUGAUCAAUGAGAUUACUCAGGAAGAAGAGCGCAUCCCCUUCACUGCCUGUGGAAAAUGUAUACGGAUAACCCUCUGUGCCAGUGCUGUCCUCUUCUGGAUCCUGUUGAUCAUCGCUUCAGUUAUCGGGAUCAUUGUCUAUAGGCUCUCGGUGUUCAUUGUGUUUUCUACAACCCUUCCCAAAAACUUCAGUGGGACAGACCCCUUCCAGAAGUAUCUGACUCCACAGAUGGCCACAUCCAUCACCGCUUCCAUCAUUAGCUUCAUCAUUAUCAUGAUUCUGAACACCAUCUAUGAAAAAGUGGCGAUCAUGAUCACUAACUUUGAACUCCCAAGGACCCAGACUGAUUAUGAGAACAGCCUAACCAUGAAGAUGUUCUUAUUCCAGUUUGUCAACUACUACUCAUCCUGCUUCUACAUAGCAUUUUUUAAGGGCAAAUUUGUAGGCUAUCCAGGAGACCCAGUAUAUUGGCUGGGGAAAUACAGAAAUGAAGAGUGUGACCCAGGUGGCUGCCUCCUUGAACUGACGACUCAGUUGACAAUAAUCAUGGGAGGAAAAGCAAUCUGGAAUAACAUACAAGAAGUAUUACUUCCCUGGGUCAUGAAUCUAAUUGGACGGUUUCGCAGAGUUUCCGGAUCAGAGAACAUAAGCCCACGCUGGGAACAGGAUUACCAUCUGCAGCCCAUGGGCAAACUGGGAUUAUUUUAUGAGUAUCUUGAAAUGAUUGUUCAGUUUGGGUUCGUCACCUUAUUUGUGGCCUCUUUUCCACUGGCUCCCUUGUUGGCUCUGGUGAACAAUAUAUUGGAAAUAAGAGUGGACGCAUGGAAACUGACUACCCAGUUUAGACGCAUGGUGCCAGAAAAAGCCCAAGACAUCGGCGCAUGGCAGCCCAUCAUGCAAGGAAUAGCAGUUCUGGCUGUGGUGACCAAUGCCAUGAUCAUUGCCUUCACAUCAGACAUGAUUCCCCGUCUGGUAUAUUACUGGUCCUUCUCCAUCCCUCCCUAUGGAGACCAUGCUGACUACACUAUGGAGGGCUACAUCAACAAUACUCUCUCUAUCUUCAACAUCUCGGACUUCAAAGACAAAAGCAAGCCAGAGUCAUACUCUGGGCUUGGUAACUAUACCACAUGCAGAUAUCGUGAUUUCCGAAAUCCACCUGGACACCCACAAGAAUAUAAACACAACAUCUACUACUGGCAUGUAGUUGCUGCCAAGCUGGCUUUUGUCAUUGUCAUGGAGCAUGUCAUCUACUCUGUGAAAUUUUUCAUUUCCUAUGCAAUUCCAGAUGUAUCAAAAAGCACGAAGAGCAAAAUCAAGAGAGAAAAAUACUUAACCCAGAAGCUGCUUCAUGAGAGUCACAUAACAAAAAACAUGGGCAUUAUAAUUCAGAAGAUGGCAGAAGUGGUGGAUAACAACUUGCGACCAAAAUCAGAAUAAGAGCUUUAUGUUCUGAGAAGUGCUUUAAAGAAUUUAGUUCUGGGGCCAGGGAUUUAGCUCAGUGGUUUCGCUGCCUGCUGCGCAAGCGCAAGGACCCAAGUUCGAUCCCCGGUACCAAAAAAAAAAGAAUUUAGUUCUGUCAAAAUGUAAUGAAUCGCUAAUGAGAAUGUUUAAGUUAAAUCAGUCUGGCAAAUAUGAGUCUUAACUGUUGCCAUUUUCAUACAUUUUUCAGUUUCAGCCAGUGAUGCAAGAACUGCCAAAUGUAAAAGUCAGAUCAAGAAGGGCAUAAAACUUCUCACCUGGAAAGCCUAAUGUUACCUUUUUUGAUAAAUUGGAAUUCUAGUAACACAGAGAAAGUCUUUUUAUGGUGCUUAAAAGCCACCCCUUGUAAAGCAGAACAGAUUUUUCUCUUUGAUUACUUUUAUUCCUUUCUGUUCUCAAACAUGGUCUCCUUUAUUUUUAGGUAAUGUUUCAUUUCUUCACCUCACCAAAUCUGUUCCAGAGUUGACUUUUCUUUUCAGUACCAUCGUUAAAGAUGAGAUGUGCUUCCACCUUAAUAGCUUUUGUGUGAUUAAAAAAUAGCUCAGUGGCAAAGAGAUUCAAGAAUUCACAAUAUUUAGGUGUAUUAUCAUAUCUGCACAGAAAGGAAGCCCUAAUUUAAUAAGAAAUAGAUUCAGUCUUCAUUCUAGCCUCUUUCUAUCUCAAAGAAAUACUCUUAAUUGGAAUGAAGAUAGCAGAGUCUUGAAGCAUGUUUGUAUUAAUCCACAGUGACACCUUUUAUCUGCUAGGAGCAUUCCUAGAAUGUUCUGUGCCUAAUUAAUGUUGACUGCUUUGUAGAUCUCAAGGGAAUAAGAUGACAAAAGUAAGGAAAGUUACAGAAUUGUAACUCACAUUGAUCUGGAUAAUUAAUUUACCUCUUCUAAAGAUAUGUAGUUUCUUGGAGGAAAAAAAUGAUAACUGAAUGAUUAAAAUUACAUUUUUAUCAACGUAAUGGUCUAGAAAAGAUAAGCCCCUCAGUUUCCUACCAGUUGACUUUUCCUCUCUAAAUACAGGAGGUGCUUUAUUACAAAUCACCAAGCGCCUUAGUGAAUAGCUCACGAUGUAGCCCUUGUGGCAUGAUGAUACUGUGCAUGGUCAAGGAGAUAGCAAGUGUCCUAAUUGUGAGCCAGUCCUGUGAACCUUGUGUGGGGAGGAAUCCUGUAUGACUCUUUCUGUAUGCCAAAGCGAUAAAUAUACCAAAGCACCUGCCAUAUCAUGACUGUGGCUUCCUUGCACCAUCCAACCUCCUACACUGAGCCCAGUUACUUGUUGAUAAUUAUAUGCUUGUAGUAGAGAUGAGAGGACACCCACAUUGUUGCUCAUCAUGGAAGAAGACUGGACUAGACUUGAAUGUCCAGCCUCUUCUAAGGCUCAUCAGGUAGUUAAGGGUAACAGAGGAGGAUGGUCACAAACCCUGUCAUUUGGAGGUCACUUCCUGCUGACCUCCUGCACCACUGUGCAUAUCUUGCCCUCAGUUUACUCACCCUAGCAGCUUGCUGUGCUUUACCUCCUUAUAAGUGUCAGUUAACAGGGACGCACCUCUCCCCUUUGACCUGCACUAAGUGCUGGAUGGGGGAGGAGGCAGUUUGCAUCAUGUCCGUGGAUGGGCCCCGCUACCCUCUGGGAUGCUAUUAAAUCCUCGGGUGCCCCAGGAGCCAAUCUGUCCCAAACCUAACAGCAAAGUGAAACAUAUUUCAGUGACCAGACUCAAAAGGAUUGUGUAAUAAAGUAGCUUAACUCCAGAUCACAACUGGAGUUGUACCUGCCAUGAAUGUUUUCAACUCUUAAAAAAAGUGUGUAUGUGCCAUAUGCAUAAUGUGUAUAAUUCAUCAAAGCAGUAUUCUGGGCUUUUGAAUUGUCCCAGUGAAUCAGGGACAUUUCACUACCUUUCUUGAUAAUGUAUGUUAACAGUGUGGUCAGAGUGCCCAGGACAGGUCCCAUGAGGCCUACCUCACUGGGAAGGAAACAUAAGUGUUUUCCCACCAGAGAGAAUGGUGUUGUUUCCACCUGUCCUAGAGGGGCCGCCACUGUGCCCUUGCCCAGCCUCCGUGAGACAGCUCCCGAAAGUGUGUGUCAUUUCUUAUUACCUCUCCUCUUCUCAGAAGUGUGUAACUAUCUCCUAGUGUUAGAUUUGGCAAUUUCUCAAUGUCUUUACCUUAUCUCUUUGUAUAUAUGAUAGAUUUUAAAAGAAAUGUGCAUUUAUGUGUUCUUAGCCCCAGCUGAGAGAUUCCUCUUCAUAGUUUAAAAAGUGCUGCUGUGGACAGGAGUGAAAAAAAUUCCUCUACAUUUCAAAAAGCAGCAAAGUGACACCCGACACUGCCAACAUGCCCAAAGAGCUAAGUUGCCAUGGAGACCCAGGUAGCUCCUAUGAUGUCAGCAGUCUUCCUGUGAGUGGGAUGUAGAGUGGGGAACUAUGGGGAGUUCUGCCUGCAGACUAGAGGGCUGCAUCUGCAGGGAGGAGUGGAGGCGGCCACCUGCACACAAAAGCCAUGGGGCAUGGCAGUGGGCCUGAGAAGGAAGAUCUGGCCCUCAACCUGUCCAGUAUUAACCACUAGAGAAAUUUUAGCUUUCCAUGUGUAAUGCCUGUGAAUUUUAGUGGAUUGAAGCAUUAGACCAAAUACUCAGGGUUUUUUUUCUUUAAACAUCCCUCAGAUGUUUUAAAUAUUUCAUCAGAAAUGGAAAGCCAUCAUUUUUGUUGUAAAACUAAACUAGACAAUCUUAUAAAAUACUUGUCACCAAACUUUCCCCUUUUUAUUGCACAUAUAUCUUGAAUUUCAUAGAACAUUAAUUCACAAUAGGGGACAGAAAGUGAUCUGUUGGUGAAACAUAUCUUGUACUAUUUUCUUAUGUUCAUAUUAUAAUGUGUUUGAAAAGUUAAUGUAUGAGCAUAACUGAAAUAUUCAUCAUUUUUCAUACACUGUGGCCUAAGAUGUAAAAUUUGUAAUUAAUGUUUGUUAAUUUCUUUGCAUUUUAAUAUUCUUUUAUAAUUACGAGCAUUUUAAUAAAUUCAUUUUACCAAUAA